Sturnus vulgaris (Common starling) is the source of this 1248-nucleotide messenger RNA. RefSeq names its product potassium channel tetramerization domain containing 18 (gene KCTD18). The record is from RefSeq and is a predicted model, not a curated record. Lineage: Eukaryota; Metazoa; Chordata; Aves; Passeriformes; Sturnidae.
AUGUUUUCAGGAGCAUGUCUAAUUCAUCGAGAUGAAAACCUGUUUAAAUAUCUUUUGGAUUAUCUUCAUGGAGAAGUUCGGAUUCCUGGAGAUAAAUAAAUUCGAACUGCAGUGCAGGAGGAAGCAGAUUAUUUUGGAAUCCCUUAUCCAUACAGUUGUCUGUCUGAUCAUUUGGCCAAUGAAAUGGAGACAUACACUUCAAGGUCCAAUAUAGAGCUUAAAAAGGCUUUGUUGGAUUUCUGUGAUUCUUACCAUUUAGUUUGUACCAAGCCUACAGUUUGGGUCCUUCACUAUCUCAACACUUCUGGAGCAAGCUGUGCAAGUAAAAUUAUUGGUGUGUAUGCUACAAGACCUGAUGGGGCUGAUGCAAUUAAUAAGGCACUAGAAAUGAAAAUUCAUAGUAAAAGCAUGUACAAAAGAGAAGCUGGAAAUAACAUCCAAUACAUCUGGAGCUAUUACUCAGUAGCUGAGCUGAAAAAGAUGAUGGAUGCUUUUGAUGCCUGGGAAGGGAGAGGUGUCAGCUACUGGAGAGUGCCUCAGGAGCUGUCUGAAUGUUGGAUUCUGGAAGAACACCCUCUGAGAGGCAGUUUGCAUCAUAUGCCUCCAGUUUAUAAAAGACGAUUAAUUGACUCUACUGAAGUGGAAGGCUGUUUACCAUGUAAAGUGGGUCCCCAGCCAAUUAGAUUCUCAGGUCCUUCAACAAGUACCCACAUAAAAGUCAAGAACUCAUCUUCAUUAAAGGUAGCUGCUUGCAAUACUUCACAUUCUGCAGCAAUUCUUAAACGACCCCGUAGUGAAAGCCUGAUGCUGCACAAAGAAGCUUCUGGAACCACAUCCACAACACGCACAUCAGUGGCCAGCCAGUCCCAGGCUCCCUGUGGAAGGCAGAGUGCUGGCAAUGGGACACUGAGCCAAACGCCAUUCCCAGGUGCAGGGAGCAAGAGGCCAGGGAAGAACCGCGCAGUGAGGCUGAGCAGGACUCUGCUUGUUCUUGUGACACCAUCUCUGCCACCUCCCUGUGCAUCCAGUGGAACAAGUCCACAGGACAGUGUUGCUGGAGAAAUGCCUACUCCUUGUCCAGUACUGAACAAGAAAGAACCAGCUCUAUUAGCUGUUAAGAGUGAUGAAGUGGAUGGAUAAUGUUUGACUCAGUCUGAUAGACUGGACAGCUCUGCAUUAUAGAGAUCAUUACCUCAUGUAAUCCUUUAUUCAAAAAUUAGGAGAAAAUUUUGAUGAAAAAGAUAAUGA